Molecule: messenger RNA, 404 nt
Organism: Paramecium octaurelia
Lineage: Eukaryota; Ciliophora; Oligohymenophorea; Peniculida; Parameciidae
Source: the annotation of a GenBank genome assembly
AUGGGAAACAAUAAAUUAAUAUUAAAAGUGACUUUGUAAUAAAAAUAAGUUCUCAACUUCAUCUGAUUUGGACAAAUUCACCUAUGAGCAUUUAUUGAACGAAUAAUUCUAAAAAAUUGUAAUAAUCUAAACUGAUUAAUGUGAAACUCAACACAAAUUGCAACUCCAAAUCCAGGGAGUUAAAUUGAGAGAAUACUAAAAAUUAUUGAAUUAAGGAUUCGAAAGUUUAAACGCAAGCAUAAAGGAGGCAGAACCAUCUGGUUUUGAAUUUUAUAAGAUGAAACUAAAUUUUAUAUAUAAUACUCCUUUUGAAUUGCAUUUUAAGUCAAAAUAGAUCAACGGAUGCAAUAAGGUUGUUAUAAUGGAUUUAGAAAUACGAUACUUUGAUUAAAUAAUUUAUAUGA